Fusarium vanettenii 77-13-4 is the source of this 615-nucleotide messenger RNA. RefSeq lists its product as uncharacterized. The record is from RefSeq and is a predicted model, not a curated record. The transcript has 5 exons. The annotation marks the transcript as partial. NCBI's taxonomy places the organism in Eukaryota, Fungi, Ascomycota, Sordariomycetes, Hypocreales, Nectriaceae.
AUGAGGUACGAGGACUGGGAUGUCCUUCUUUUCCCACGAGACUGCGGUAUUCCCUUUAGAGAGUUCGGCGUCACAUGUGAAGUUGUUCAAGAUACAGAGUUCGCACACAUCCACGGCAUUUGUGGUUUGCCGACUGUGAAUUGUUUUGUGCCUAGUCUCGCACCAGGAACACCAUUUCAAAUCUCGAUUCACUCAUGGAAUACCCCCACCAUCAGUCAAUUCACCAAGUCAUACUCCAAGCACGUCAAUGAUGUCAAAUUCGAGACGAGGCUCUUCGUUGACGGACGUCUUGUUGCUUCCACCUCUUUGAACCGACAGUGCGAUUGGCCGCAUGUCAUUGCAAACGGCUAUGUUUCCGAGCCGCUCAAGUUUCCUGUCUUUCAGCAAGAAAUCCUUCAGCAAAGACAACGAAACGUAGGUGAUGCUCUCGGCCGCAUCAGACUCGUCAUCAGUGAAGGAUUUCCGCGCGAUUCUCUGACCGUUCCAAUGGAGAGAGUCAACAACAUUGUCGUCUUUUCUUUUCAGCAUGCACCCCAAGAAGUCCUAGAAGGCGCAGGGAUUGCUUGGCCAAAUCUUUCUAUGUGGCAGCGAUCCCCGAAUACGUCGUCGAUGUCC